AUGACUGAACGACCGCAACAACGACAACCAACGCCACAACCUCAGCAAUCACAAACAUUACAAAUAUCACCACAAACGCAUCAACAUCAGCAACAACCACCACAUCGAGAAGAUACUGGAUACAACUUUUCUACACAUCCUUCUCUUUCAGUGCAAUCUAAUAGCAUUUCCCAGAAUUUAUCACCCAAAAGCAUUCAACAUAAUACAAUGAGAAUGCUUCCACGUUCCCCCAAUCCAGCUAUACCUGAUACCAAUAUUCAAUCAUCAAUAUACGGUAAUCAGAGUCAAUCUGUUAACUCUACCAAUAUAAGUCAAACGCAGGCUGCAACGCAGAUCGGACAAUAUUCUAAAAUCAAUUCUAAAGAUCAUUUAGUUUCGAAUACUACAAUUGCAAGUUUUCCUCAGCCAUCGACACAGCCUACGAUAUCGACGGAAUUGUCGUCAACAACUAGCAUUCAUAAUACAGUACUUGAUCAUUAUAAACAGUCACCACAAACAACAAAUGAUGCUACAUCAUUGACAUCUAUGAAGCCUAAUCCUCUAAUUGGCCAUUUAGAUUCUAUGCAACGAAUAACGUCGCAAGAAAAUAUAAAUGAUUCUUCAAUAUUGCCCUCGAUAGAAAAUCAGAAUUCAUUUACAUCAAAUAUGCAAAUGGCAAGAAAUAGCACAUCAACUAGUCCUAAAAAUAUUAACCUUUCAGAGACCACAAAUUUCCCUAAACACCAUCAAAACUCUCAAACAUCAAACACCGAACUACUUACUCAAUCGACAAAUAAUAUUAAACAGCACACAUCAAAGUCAAAUGUGGCAGAUGAUUUAUCGCAAAAUUUGCGGUUACCGGUUAGCAGUGGAAUAGCUGGACGUAGGGCUGUUACCUCUCGCCAAGUAUCCAGACAAUCUGAAAAAGCAUCUGUAGUCACUCACCCUACACCUACGACAUCAGCGCAAUCUUCCAAUUCAACUUUACCGACACAGACAUCAAAACAGGGACCUAUUAAACCUCAAAAAGUAAAUUAUGCACCAAAAACUCGACGUGUGGAUAGUUAUGGCGGUCUAGAUUUAAGAGUUUUUGAAAA
Scutellospora calospora is the source of this 1076-nucleotide messenger RNA. Lineage: Eukaryota; Fungi; Glomeromycota; Glomeromycetes; Diversisporales; Gigasporaceae. The record is from the annotation of a GenBank genome assembly.